Hemibagrus wyckioides is the source of this 11915-nucleotide messenger RNA. It is a transcript of the gene htt, whose product is annotated as huntingtin. Gene Ontology annotation, cellular component: cytoplasm; nucleus. The record is from RefSeq and is a predicted model, not a curated record. Bases 287 to 9682 code for a protein of 3131 amino acids. The transcript has 67 exons. NCBI's taxonomy places the organism in Eukaryota, Metazoa, Chordata, Actinopteri, Siluriformes, Bagridae.
UUUCUCGCUUGAUACUGGUUCAAAAAUGGCAGAUGUCAGAACCCGAUGGAGUAUCACCUGCGUCCCGUUCAUUUUGUCCGGAUUUUUGGUGAUAUCCUAGAGUCUGUGGAGUUCAGAGCGGCACGCCAAGUUAACCUUUGCCGUGUUAUACCUUAUUAUUUGCGGUGUUCCGUAUUAUCCGCGCGAGACUUGUUGCUAAGCAAACUGGCUAAUCCGAAAUUUGUAAACAUUGGCUAGCUAGCGAUUUAUUCCCCGGGGCUAGCUAAGCUAACGGUCUCAAACAAAAAUGGCCACUAUGGAGAAAUUAAUGAAAGCCUUCGAGUCACUUAAAUCAUUCCAGCAACAACAGCAAGGCCCGCUGUCUGCAGAGGAACUUGUCCAAAAACAGAAAAAAGAUCUCGCAACGACCAAAAAGGACCGAGUGACUCAUUGUUUGACGAUAUGUGAGAAUAUCGUAGCACAGUCUCUAAGGACGUCGCCAGAGUUCCAGAAACUUCUGGGAAUUGCCAUGGAAAUGUUCCUGUUGUGCAGCGAUGACAAGGAGUCCGACGUCAGGAUGGUUGCAGACGAGUGCCUAAACAAAAUCAUUAAAGCAUUGAUGGACUCCAACUUGCCUCGAUUGCAGCUUGAGCUAUAUAAAGAGAUUAAGAAGAACGGUGCCUCUCGGAGCCUGCGGGCAGCGCUGUGGAGGUUUGCUGAGCUCGCUCAUCUUGUGCGUCCGCAGAAAUGCAGGCCGUAUCUGGUGAAUCUGCUACCCUGCCUGACACGGAUCACUAAACGUCAAGAGGAGACGGUGCAGGAAACUCUGGCUUCCUCCGUUCCCAAAAUCAUGUCAUCCCUUGGGAACUUUGCCAAUGACACUGAAAUCAAGGUGCUUCUGAAAGCCUUUGUGGCAAAUCUGAAGUCCAGCUCUCCCACAAUUCGGCGCACGGCGGCCAGUUCAGCUGUCAGUGUUUGUCAGCAUUCACGCAGAACCAAUUACUUCUACACUUGGCUCCUUAACGUGCUGCUAGGCCUGGUAGUGCCAGUGGAUGAUGAACAUUCAAGCCACCUGAUUCUGGGUGUGCUGUUAACCCUGCGCUACCUGAUGCCCCUGCUGCAGCAGCAGGAUGCCAGCACCAGUCUGAAAGGCAGCUUCGGUGUCAUGCGAAAAGAAGCGGACAUCUCGCCCACACCUGAGCAGCUCGUCCAGGUGUAUGAGCUGACACUACACUACACACAGCACCGUGAUCAUAACGUGGUAACGGCAUCUCUGGAGCUUCUGCAACAACUGUUCCGUACUCCGUCCCCUGAGCUCCUAAACACACUCAUAAUUCCUGGCAAAAUCGCACACACCCGUGUCUUCAGAGAGGAGAUGGAGAGCCGUGCACGCAGCGGGAGCAUCGUUGAGCUCAUUGCUGGUGGAUCAACAUCCAGUCCACUCGUCCUCAGGAAGCAGAAAGGUAAAAUCCUGUCAGGGGAAGAGGAGGGUCUGGAGGAUGAUCCUGAGAAGGCAGAGGUCACAACAGGCUCAUUUGCAGCCUCUGUGGGAGCGGAAAGCUCCAGUGACGCCCCCUCCUCAACAGGUGUGGCAUCCCUCAGCCAGGCUGACAUCAUCACAGAGCAGCCACGCUCUUCCCAGCAUGCACUGCAGCCAGGCGACUCUGUAGACCUGAGUGCGUCUUCAGAACAAGGGGGCGGGCCUGACACACCCGACGAGGAAGACGAAGACAUGUUGAGUCGCAGCUCGAGCAGUGCUGCCAGGGCCGUCGGCGCCACAACAGACUUGCACACUGAGACCAAUCCUUCUUCAGUGGGGGCGGGGUCAUCGUCGCCUCCUAGCGACAGUUCCCAGACGACCACAGAGGGGCCUGAUUCGGCCGUGACGCCCUCGGACUGCGCUGAGCUCGUGUUGGAUGGCAGUGAGAGUCAGUACUCAGGGAUGCAGAUAGGCACUCUGCAGGAUGAAGAAGAAGAAGGGGCAGCUCCUGCCCAUGAUGAAGCUCCAGAGUCUUUUGCUCACUCUGUGCUGGCACUGAGUAAGCCUCACCUACUGGAGGGUAAAGGCCACAACAGACAAGCUUCUGAUAGCAGCGUUGAUCGCUUUAUACCAAAGGAUGAGGUUCUGGAGCCAGUGGACCUCGAUAACAGGCUGUCUAGGAUUAAAGGGGACAUCGGACACUACACUGAUCCAGCAGAGGCGCCUCUGGUGCACUGUGUGAGACUGCUGUCUGCCUCCUUCCUGCUCACUGGCCAGAGAAACGGGCUGGUUCCUGAUAAAGAGGUUCGUGUGAGCGUGAAGGCUUUAGCCGUCAGUUGUGUAGGCGCAGCAGCAGCUCUUCUUCCUGAAACGUUUUUUAACAGACUGUACCUGGACCCCCUGGAUGGACAACAGACAAAUGAGCAGCAGUACAUCAGCGACAUCCUGCUCUACAUUGAGCACGGGGAUCCUCAGAUUAGAGGAGCUACUGCCAUACUGUGUGGAGCUUUGAUCCAAGCCAUCCUGCUCAAGACUCGCUUCAGCACAGAGUCAUGGCUCACACGUCUCCAAAGCACCACUGGAAACAAAGUGUCUCUGGAAGACAUUGUACCCUUACUACAACGAAGUCUGAAGGAUGAGUCCUCAGUGACUUGUAAGAUGGCCUGUUCAGCUGUAAGGCACUGUAUCAUGGCUCUGUGCAGCAGCAGUUUCAGUGAGCUGGGUCUGCAGCUUCUCAUUGACCUUCUGACCCUGAGGGAUUGCUCUUACUGGCUGGUCCGUAACGAGCUACUAGAAACCCUGGCAGAAGUAGAUUUUCGGUUAGUGUGCUUCCUAGAGAGGAAAACGGAGAAGUUGCACAAAGGAGAGCAUCAUUAUACUGGGUUUUUGCGUCUGCAGGAUAGAAUAAUAAAGGACGUAGUGCUUUAUCUUCUUGGUGACGAUGAUCCACGUGUGCGACAUGUUGCGGCGUCUAUUGUUACGAGGCUGGUGUCUAGGUUGUUCUACGAUUGUGACCAGGCUCAGGCAGAUCCAGUGGUGGCCAUUGCACGUGAUCAGAGUAGUGUCUACUUGCAGCUUCUAAUGCACGAGACCCAGCCACCAUCUCAGUUUACUGUCAGCACCAUUACACGGACAUAUCGAGGUUACAGUCUAUCACCGGGUGUGCCGGAUGUUACAGUGGAGAACAACCUUUCUCGAGUGAUCACUGCCAUCUCUCACGCGCUUACCUCCUCCACCUCUAGAGCUCUGACUUUUGGCUGCUGUGAGGCACUAUGUCUGCUAUCCUUCACUUUCCCAGUGUGCACCUGGAGCACAGGAUGGCACUGCGGUUUUGUCAGCUCCCCUGUGUCCCACUAUGGCCGUUCCAGCCAGAACCGCAGCCAAACACGUUCCUACAGCCUAUCUCAGAGCCAGAGUGGCAGCGGUGACGACAGCCGCAGGUCCUUGAUUGUUGGCAUGGCCAGCAUGGUACUGUCCCUGCUCUCCUCCGCCUGGUUCCCACUGGACCUCUCUGCCCACCAGGAUGCCUUGAUACUGGCUGGAAACCUGCUUGCUGCUGCUGCACCAAAGUGUAUGAAAAGCCCAUGGGGUAGUGAGGAAGAGUCUGGCUCUGCUCCCUCCAAACAGGAAGAGGCAUGGCCUGCUCUGAGUGACCGUUCUCUAGUUGCUAUGGCAGAGCAAUUGUUUUCACACUUGCUAAAGGUCCUCAACAUCUGUGCACAUGUACUGGAGGACACUUCCCCAGGUCCUGUUGUGAAGGCCACCUUGCCAUCACUGACCAACACUCCAUCCCUGAGUCCAAUCAGGAGAAAGGGCAAAGAAAAGGACACAAAUGAAGCCAGCACCACUCCUAUGAGCCCAAAGAAAGGAGGAGAGACCAAUGCUGGCAGACCAGCGGACAGCACAGGCACAGCUCCAGCGAGCAAAUCCACCUCAGUGGGCAGCUUUUAUCACCUGCCUCCUUAUCUGAAGCUUUACGAUGUGCUCAAGGCCACUCAUGCCAACUACAAAGUAACACUCGACCUCCAUAACACCAGUGAGAAAUUUGGCAGCUUCCUGCGGUCUGCACUUGAUGUUCUGUCCCAGCUGUUGGAACUGGCCACCCUGCAUGACAUUGGCAAAUGUGUGGAGGAAAUCUUGGGUUACCUGAAGUCCUGUUUCUCACGGGAACCCACUCUAGCCACAGUGUGUGUCCAACAGCUGCUUAAGACCCUGUUUGGCACAAACCUGGCCUCUCAGUAUGAUGGGACCUCUUCACACCCGUGCCGCUCUCAGGGGAAGGCUCUCCGUCUGGGAUCAUCCAGCCUGCGACCAGGCCUCUAUCAUUAUUGCUUCAUGGCACCGUAUACACACUUCACCCAGGCUCUUGCAGAUGCCAGUUUAAGGAACAUGGUACAAGCUGAACCUGAGCAAGACGCAUCAGGGUGGUUUGAUGUAAUGCAGAAAGUGUCCAAUCAGCUGAGGUCAAGCAUCACUAAUGUGACACGUCAUCGAGGAGACAAGAAUGCCAUCCACAAUCAUAUCCGCCUGUUUGAGCCGCUGGUGAUCAAAGCGCUAAAGCAGUACACCACCAGCACCUGUGUGGCCCUGCAGAGACAAGUGCUGGACCUGCUCGCUCAGCUCGUCCAGCUCCGAGUCAACUACUGCCUGCUCGAUUCUGACCAGGUGUUUAUUGGUUUUGUGCUGAAGCAGUUUGAAUACAUUGAGGUGGGGCAGUUCAGGGAUUCCGAGGCAAUCAUUCCCAAUAUUUUCUUCUUUCUGGUGCUGCUGUCCUACGAGCGUUAUCACUCCAAACAGAUUAUCAGCAUUCCAAAGAUUAUUCAGCUGUGUGACGGCAUCAUGGCUAGUGGCAGAAAGGCGGUCACCCAUGCAAUCCCUGCACUGCAGCCCAUAGUGCAUGAUCUUUUUGUGCUGCGAGGCUCCAAUAAGGCUGAUGCAGGGAAAGAGCUGGAGACUCAGAAAGAGGUGGUGGUGUCCAUGCUGCUGCGCCUUAUACAGCAUCACCAGGUGUUAGAGAUGUUUAUCCUGGUCCUGCAGCAGUGUCACAAAGAGAAUGAAGAUAAAUGGAAGAGGCUGUCGCGGCAGAUUGCUGACAUAAUCCUACCCAUGAUUGGUAAACAGCAGAUGCACCUGGAUUCUCCUGAAGCUUUGGGAGUGCUGAACACGCUCUUUGAGACGGUAGCGCCAUCUUCAUUGAGACCAGUGGACAUGCUGCUGAAGAGCAUGUUUGUCACACCGUCUACAAUGGUGUCAGUUGGUACAGUGCAGUUGUGGGUGUCUGGAAUCCUGGCCAUUUUGCGUGUAUUGAUCUCCCAGUCAACAGAGGACAUCAUUCUAUGUCGCGUCCAGGAGCUGUCUCUGUCUCCGUACCUUCUGUCCUGUUCCACCAUCUGCCUUCUCCACAACAAUGAAUCUUCUUCUCCAACUGCCCCUGCAACUGCUGAUGAAGACACCAAUGGAGAGCCACAGCGCUUCCUACCUGAAGAGACAUUUGCCAGAUUCCUUCUGCAAUUGGUAGGUGUAUUGUUGGAUGAAAUCUCCAGUAAGCAGGUGAAAGUGGAUAUGACUGAGCAGCAACACACGUUCUACUGCCAGCAGUUGGGCACACUUCUUAUGUGUCUCAUCCACAUCUUCAAAUCAGGAAUGUUCCGGCGCAUCACGGCUGCAGGCAGCCGGCUGCUGAAGGUGGAGGGGACUGAGGGAGUGAAUUUCUACACCCUGGAAGGGCUUAAUGGCCUGGUGUUGCAGCUCAUCACCACACACCCCUCACUGGUGCUGCUCUGGUGCCAGGUGCUGCUUAUAAUCAACUACACUAACUACACCUGGUGGACUGAAGUACACCAAACUCCCAGGAGGCACAGUUUAUCCAGCACUAAGUUGCUAAGCCCACACUCGUCUGGAGAGGAUGAGGAGCACAGGCCUGAGGGAAAGCAAGCCAUGUGUAACAGAGAGAUUGUUCGCAGAGGAGCACUCAUUCUCUUCUGUGACUAUGUGUGUCAGAACCUCCAUGAUUCGGAACAUCUGACUUGGCUGACGGUGAACCACGUGAGGGAUUUAAUCAGCCUAUCACAUGAACCGCCUGUGCAGGACUUCAUCAGUGCAGUGCACCGCAAUUCUGCAGCCAGUGGCCUCUUCAUUCAGGCCAUCCAGUCCCGCUGUGACAAUCUCUCUACUCCGGUGAUGCUGAAGAAGACUCUGCAGUGUCUGGAGGGAAUUCACCUGAGUCAGUCUGGAGCUCUGCUUAUGCUUUACGUGGACAAGUUGUUGAACACGCCCUUCCGUGUGCUGGCCCGCAUGGUGGACACACUCGCCUGCAGAAGAGUGGAAAUGCUGCUUGCUGAGACUUUACAGAAUAGUAUAGCACAGCUUCCAGUGGAGGAACUGGACAGGAUCCAACAGUACCUCCAGACCAGUGGUCUAGCUCAGAGGCAUCAGAGGUUUUACUCCCUGUUGGACAGAUUUAGAGCCACUGUAGCAGAGGAAACCACAAGCCCCUCCCCUCCUAUUACAUCACACCCACUAGAUGGGAAUCCGCCCCCUGCCCCAGAGAGUGUCACUGCCAGUAAGGAUUGGUAUGUUGCUCUAGUGAAAUCCCAGUGUUGUGUGAGAGGUGAAGGAUCUCUAUAUGAGACAACUGACCUGCUAACCAAACUACCCCAAACUGACUUAAAUGCCAUCAUGUCCUGCAAGGACUUUAACCUGUGCCUGCUGGCUCCAUGUUUAAGUGUAGGCCUGCAGAGGCUGUGCAAAGAUCAGGGAGCAGUUCUUAUUGAGACCACCCUCCAGGUGAUUUUUGAGCAGUUGGCAAGCAUUACAGCACUGCUGCCCUCCCCUCAUCAGCCACUCCUCCUCUCUUCAAAACCUAACACGGACUCUUCGUACUGGAACGCACUUAGCAGUGUAUAUGGUGAGGCAGGAUUUUACCAGAGAGUGAUGAGUGUGUGUAGUGCACUGAGUCGGUACCUUCUGUCUCUGCCCAAAAUGCCCAUGGCUCUACAGAUCCCUCCAUCCACCGAGCACCUGAUCACCUCCUUUACCACCCUGGUCAUUGAGCUGGUGACAUGGCGUUUGCUACAGGACCAGUUACCUCUCAGUGUAGAUAUGCAGAUGAGUGUGUCCUGCCUGUGUUUGGCCCUACAACAGCCAUCAGUGUGGACAGACUUUGCCUCUCGAACCUACCUCACACACACAUGCUCCAUUAUCCACUGCAUUCACCUGCUGAUCUAUGCAGUCACAGUUGGUCCAGGUGAUCAGCUAGUAAGGCCUGAGAGAAAGACACACAGUGACCGAGACUCUGAGGAGGACCAGGUGGAUUCGGCAAAAGGCAACUUGGGUGAGCAGCAGUGCUGUGAGAUCAUGGCUGAGCUAGUGGAAAGCCUGCAGAGUGUUUUGGCUCUUGGUCACCACAGAAACAGCAAUAUCCCAGCAUUCCUUACUCCUGUCCUUAGGAAUGUCAUCAUCAGUCUGGCCAGGCUGCCCCUUGUCAACAGCUACACACGCAUCCCACCAAUGGUCUGGAAGCUGGGCUGGUCCCCCAGACGUGGUGGGGAGUUUGGCACAGCACUGCCUGAGAUUCCUGUUGAGUUUCUGCAAGAGAAAGACAUUUUCAGAGAAUUCCUCUACCGCAUUAAUGUUCUCGGCUGGAGCAGUAGGACCCAGUUUGAAGAGACUUGGGCUACUCUAUUAGGGGUGCUGGUCACCCAACCAAUCACAAUUGAUCAAGAGGAGGAGACUCAACAAGAGGAGGAUCUGGAGAGGACGCAGAUAAACGUGUUGGCGGUGCAGGCCAUCACCUCCCUGGUGCUGAGCGCCAUGACUCUGCCUAUAGCCGGGAACCCUGCAGUCAGCUGCCUGGAACAGCAACCACGCAACAAGAGCCUCAAAGCAUUAGAAACCAGGUUUGGGCGUAAGUUGAGUGCAAUCAGAGGUGUAGUGGAAAGGGAGAUUCAGGCCAUGGUGUCCAAGCGAGACAAUAUAUCCACACACUUUCCUUACCAAGCAUGGGACCCGGUGCCAUCACUGUCCUCCUCCUCAGCAGGCACUUUAAUCAAUCAUGAGAAGCUCCUCCUGCAGAUUAACACAGAGAGAGAAAUGGGCAACAUGGAUUAUAAACUAGGCCAGGUGUCAAUUCACUCUGUGUGGCUGGGGAAUAAUAUCACUCCACUGAGGGAGGAAGAGUGGGGGGAUGAUGAGGAAGAUGAAACUGAUGCUCCUGCAGCUGCCUCACCUCCGACAUCUCCUAUUAACUCCAGAAAGCACCGAGCUGGGGUUGACAUCCACUCCUGCUCCCAGUUCCUCCUGGAGCUCUAUAGCCAGUGGAUCCUCCCUGGUAGCCCUAGCAGCAGAAAAACUCCAGUGGUGCUUAUAAGUGAGGUGGUGAGAUCGCUGUUGGCAGUGUCUGAUCUGUUCACGGAGAGGAAUCAAUUUGAUAUGAUGUUUUCCACACUGAUGGAGCUGCAGAAGGUUCACCCUCCAGAGGACGAAAUCCUCAACCAAUAUCUUGUUCCUGCUAUCUGCAAAGCAGCUGCUGUGCUGGGCAUGGAUAAGAUGACAGCAGAGCCUGUGUGUCGGCUGUUGGAGUCAUCACUGAAGAGCACUCAUCUGCCCAGUCGAAUUGGAGCACUGCAUGGAGUGUUGUAUGUGCUGGAGUGUGAUCUACUGGACGACACAGCACGCCAACUGAUACCCACCGUCAGCGAUUAUGUACUGACUAAUCUUCGGGUCAUUGCCCACUGUGUGAACCUGCAAAAUCAGCAGCAUGUGUUAGUAAUGUGUGCUGUGGCAUUCUACAUGAUGGAAAACUAUCCGCUAGAUGUUGGGCCAGAAUUUAAUGCAGGAGUCGUCCAGGUGUGUGGCAUAAUGCUCUCAGCCAGUGAAGAGGCCACUCCGUCUGUAAUCUACCACUGUGCACUGCGAGGUCUAGAGCGAUUGCUUUUGUCUGAGCAGCUGUCACGCAUGGACGCUGAGACGCUGGUGAAGCUGAGCGUGGAUCGUGUUAACAUGCCGAGCCCACACCGCGCCAUGGCCGCCCUGGGUCUCAUGCUCACCUGCAUGUACACAGGUGUGCCUGGAGAGGAAGGGAAGGAGAGGGGGAGUCCUGGUCGGCCGGCUGACACAGACCCCACUGCUCCUGACAGCGAGUCUGUUAUUGUUGCCAUGGAGCGUGUCUCAGUUCUUUUUGAUAGGAUCCGUAAAGGUUUUCCAUGUGAAGCACGUGUGGUAGCGCGAAUCCUGCCCCAGUUCCUGGAUGACUUUUUCCCACCGCAGGACGUCAUGAACAAAGUCAUUGGAGAGUUUCUGUCUAAUCAGCAACCUUACCCACAGUUUAUGGCCACAGUGGUUUAUAAGGUGUUUCAGACACUCCACGCCACUGGUCAGUCCUCCAUGGUGCGAGACUGGGUGCUGCUUUCACUUUCCAACUUCACACAGAGGACACCUGUUGCCAUGGCAAUGUGGAGCCUUUCCUGUUUUUUCGUCAGCGCCUCCACCAGCCAGUGGAUAUCUGCACUCCUGCCUCACGUCAUCAGUCGCAUGGGCAAGGCAGACACAGUGGACGUUAGCUUGUUCUGUCUGGUAGCUAUGGACUUUUACCGACACCAGAUUGAUGAAGAGCUGGACCGCAGGUCCUUCCAGUCCGUUUUUGAGAUGGUGGCAUCGCCCGGUAGUCCUUACUACCAGCUGCUGUGCUGUCUGCAGAGCAUUCACCAGGACACGUCACUAUGAGGCACACGCUUCAUGCCAGUAGACUGGCUGUAAAGUACUGCUUAUCAUGCAGGACAUAGUAAUCCAGUGGGUGUAGACAGUUUACUUUAACCAUAGGACCAAACCACAGAGGCAACAUAGUACACACUAACAAUACACCAGCUUUACAAACAGCAACCAUAGCAUGUCACGUAACAUGUGCUCUGCAAUACAGAGCUGCCUGUCAGUCUUGUUCAUUGUGAAACAUGUCGGGGGGGUGGGGGGUGAAUCAGUACUUGAUCUAGAUGUAAAGUCUGAAGGCGAAUGUGGGGAUAAGAGCAAAAUAUUCUUCUCUAAACACUCCUUCCUGCUCGCUGACAUAUUCACAGUGAACAGAUGAUUGUACAAAUCCUUUUCCCAGGUUUAGGAGCUCAUUUUCCCAGCUUCGCAGCUUUGCAUCUCUUAGCGUUGUCGAAUUUCAAAACUGUCCAAGAACCGCAAAGUUAAAUGCUCACUCGAAACAUAAUAUCUGCAUGAAAGAGUAAACGUUUUUAGCAGAAGACUUUUCUUCUUGAAAUCAUUCCUUUGUACAAAGAUUUACCCGAUCGGUCCUUUAGCACUUGGGGAAAGUAGAGAGAUUUAACUGUAAACUGACUUGAUGAUAUGAUUCUCCCUCUUAUGAGGAAGCUUGCAUAAGCCAUGUUGAAAGAAGAUGCUGAUGACAUUAUUUACAUGUAUUUAAAAUGUAAAAUGUGCUUGAUAUAUAUUUUUAGGGCUGUGAAAUGGUAGAAUGAACUGGCACAAAGUUUACCGUUCUUUAACAACACCAGUUGUCUCUUGAUUUAUUUUUAUUUUUAUUGUUUUUGGUUUUUAUGUUUAAAUAUAUUAUUUUUUAUUUCAAUUUGACACCCGCUCUUCAGUGAUGCAAAAGUGAAGCCCGAUGCAGAAAGGCUUGAAACAGCCGUAGUGCUCUUAGGUGUUUUUAGAUUGUGGAGUCGUAGCAGAUAAGAAUACAAAGUGAGCUUGUUAAACUGGUGUCUGCACUUACAGUGAAUUUGAUGUAAUCCGUUUCCACCUUCUGAACUGAUUUUUUGACGUUUGAUUUGUUUUAAUGCUCAGGAUGUAAUGUGAUUCUUGAUCUAGUGUCACAACCGGAAGUCUAUUUUUUAUGUUGUGUCGCAACUCAUGUAAAAUGUAUGUAAGAGAAGAAAAUAUUUGUGUUAUACUACUAAAACUCUGCUGCAUGAGAAUAGCCAUCUAAUGCCAGAUGGCAUGAAGAGACUACAUUUACUGAAUGUUUGCAAACCACUUCCCUCGACGUAAACAAUGUGUGUAAUGAUAAACUGACAGCUUUCACUCUCUGAAGGCUUGGAGCGAACAAUCAGAUCGGAGGUGUUUAGACAGCUGAGGCGUCCCUUCACUGUAAAUAGAAGCCUGGCAGCAUCUUGUAUAUUUAGCCUGCAGCAUGCCGUUGUCUGCUUUUAAUAUUGAGUCUUCAUGUGAUGUUAAAACCACAGUGGAGGAGAACGCAACACCUGAAGUAUGGCGACCAACUUGGAAUAAAUUUGAUUCUCUAUCAUACCACGGCCGUGCGAUUUCUUGCGUUACUGUUAUCUCGAGGUAUGUAUCCAGUGCUGCGUUGUUUUAGCGAUUAUAGAGAGUCAUCCUUUCGCAUUUUCCAAGUUGAAAUGUACAAUUUUAUAGACAUGCCCGGUCAGUGUUUCAUGCACCUGAAGAUUUCAGCUUCAGUGCUGCUCUAAAGUCUGUAUUUCCUUCUGCAAAUGUCUUCUCCACCCAAGCCUGUAAAUCCCAUAUGGGAUGAAUCAAAUACAAAGAAGAAGAAAAAGACGCUGAUUAGAAUGGACGGUAGGUUGGCUGGUUUGAUUUUUAGCAUUUAGGUUUUCUUUCUUCAAUAUCUGCCUCUCCCUUAGCACAACCUUCAACCCCUAGUUUCGCUUAAGCUAGUACGCUUCAGUGCGCUUUCAGUGUAACUCUGUAUACUUGAGGCACAGGUCAGUCAACUGACCGUAGAUGAGGUGAGUAAAGACAGCAUGGAUUAUGAAACUGUUUUGUCUCUACUUACUCAUCUACUGCCCUGUUCAGUCAGGAAGGCUAUGAUAGUGUUGCACUGGAGCUUCCUGAAAACUUAGACUGGUGUGUUAAAUAUUCCACUCUGCAAGCUGGUGGAAUGAAGAUGUCGUAUUUACUGUUAUGGCAUAUUUUAAUAUAAAACUACUGGAAAGAUUAUAAUGUAGUAAUAAAAUGUUUAAAAUUA